Messenger RNA from Habropoda laboriosa, 2424 nucleotides. RefSeq names its product tetratricopeptide repeat protein 39B-like. The coding region runs from base 596 to 2356 and encodes 586 amino acids. Gene Ontology annotation, molecular function: protein binding. The transcript has 12 exons. The record is from RefSeq and is a predicted model, not a curated record. Lineage: Eukaryota; Metazoa; Arthropoda; Insecta; Hymenoptera; Apidae.
AAUUGUUUGCGUUACAACAUACGCGCAUAUUAAAGACAAAUCGUGUUAGCUUAGAAAUGUCUAUAAAUGAUCGAGAGUUCCUUCAUUUUACUAUGAAUCAAUUCUCCUAUUGUUUGACCACAAGCGAAGUAUAUACAUAUCUAUAUACCUCGUCUGUGAUGCAGUUAUAAAAUCCUGUGCCUCAUUUGCAAUCAUACGAUAUCCUGUACCAUACUUAUAAUUUCAUAGGUACGUUUAAUUUUAAGUGCAAUCACUGCUAUAUAAUAUUGUCAUCUUAUUGUACACUGAAUCGGUAACGUUGGAAGUGACACGAAAAUACAUUCGGUCUAUCCGUCUGUGACCUGACGUACCAAGAAUUAAUGCCUCUGUUUUUCCAAAUGAGUUUGUAAAAUGUAAUUUCAUUGUGAAACUAGAGAAAUAAUGACCUAAAAUUAAAGGAGCACACUUGAGAAAUCUGUCUUGAGGAAUAACUUUCACCUCUAAUAAUCAACAUAUCUGGUGCAUAAAGGGAUCAUCUUACAAAAUAUAUGAUUUCUAUGCAGAAUAUUUAUUGAGUUAUCAUCUUUUUCAAGUGUACUUCAAAUAUUAAUUCAAUAUGUCGGACAUUGAAGAAGAUGAGUUUCAAGAUGCUCAAGACGCUCAAGAUGAUCAAGAUGCUCAAGAUGCCCGAAAUGCUCAAGAAACCAUACCGCAGCAUACUUCUAUGGAUCUGGAUACAGCAAUAAUGGAUGCAAAGAAAGCAACAUAUUAUUUUUUUAAUAAUGAUUUCGAAUCAGCAAGGAAAAUUAUGGAGCCUUGGGCAAGCAGUAGCAUGUACCAUUCUUUGGGAACGAGCGUAUUCGCAAGCAUCGAGGCUUUCCUUACCUUUGACCAAAAAUUCAUUGACAAGGCAGCUGGACUUAUAAAGCAAUGCAUGAGCGUAUGCUCGAAACAGCGUAAACAUGUCACACUAACGCAAAAUAUUGGCAAAAUGGUGAAGAAGACUAAUUACGAUGAUUAUACAACUGAGGAGGUGCAUGCAGAACUCUGUUAUGCCGAGUCACUCCUUUUAAGAGCGUUGCUCACGUUUGUGGAGUAUGAGAGUUUCGUCAGCUUUGUCAAGGGUGGAUUGAAAAUUCGUACCUGCUUUCUAUCGUACAAGGAAUGUAUGACAAUUUUAAAUAGUCGUAAGUGGGAAAGUCAAGAGCAUAAAAUACAUUUUGAAAGCGGUGUUCGCACGGGCAUUGGUGCAUUUAAUUUGAUGAUCUCGCUAUUGCCACCAAAAAUAAUUAAACUGUUAGAAUUCGUUGGAUUUUCGGGGGAUAAGGAGUAUGGGUUGUCAGAAUUAGAAGCAGGGUAUGGCGAAAGAAGAGGAUUACGACACGUGUUGUGUGCAAUAUUUCUUUUAUCUUAUAACUUAUUAAUAUCGUUCACUCUGGGUCAUCACGACGGUGAUCUAGACUGGUGCGAAAAAGCUUUGGAAAAAGAACUAAGUCAUUGUCCAAACGGUGUAUUGUUUUUAUUUUUCAAGGGGAGAUAUGAAUUAACAAGAGGGAAUUUUGAGAAUGCUAUAGACUGGUACAUCAAGUCUUGGAAAAGCCAGGAUUUAUGGCCUGAAUUUCAUGACAUUUGUUAUUGGGAACUAAUGUGGUCGCAUUGUUCGCUACAGCAAUGGGACGAAGCUGCGACGUUUGCUCAUACUUUAAUGAAGAACUCAAAUUGGUCACGUACUAUUUACGUGUAUAACAAAGCUGCAAUACUACUUAUGCAAAAACCACCGCCACAAAAGGAAGACAUAGAUACACUAAUGAUGGUAGUGCCUUACUAUAAACAACGUAUCGCGGGAAAGUCAUUACCCAUGGAAAAGUUUGCAAUUAAAAAAGCAGAACGUUAUUUUAGUCAAAAGAAAAAUCUCGUCCUUCCUAUGUUUGAACUUAUGUAUCUGUGGAAUUUAUUUCGCGCACUGGGCAAACGGCAAGAUUUAAUAAUGAGUAUAUUCAAAGUAAUCGAAGGAACUGAAAAGGAACUUGCAAACAAAUCGAAAGCUGAAUUUCACGCGGAUAAUGAGGCGCUCUUGUUGCUUCUGAAGGGCGCUUGUUUACGGCAAAUGAAACAUCCUUUGUUAGCCGAAAAUUGUUUGAAACGCAUCCUCGAGAUGGACAAAUUGAUCAAGGAAGACACCUAUUUACUUCCUUAUGCAACAGUAGAAUUAGCUUUGUUAGCACAAGAUCAAGGAAAUAUUCAACUUGCUAUCGAACUUUUAGAGGACGCUAAAAAGAAUUUUUCUGGAUACCUGCUAGAAUCCAGGUUGCAAUUUAGAAUUCAUUCCGAUUUGAUGCAAUUGACUGGAAAGAGAGCCGAAGAUAUUUUAGAAUAAUAGUAUCUGAAAAAUGUGUUUUCUGUAAGAACAAUUCAUUGCUGUCAAUAGCAUUGCUAUUGCUGAUU